Molecule: messenger RNA, 975 nt
Organism: Babesia sp. Xinjiang
Lineage: Eukaryota; Apicomplexa; Aconoidasida; Piroplasmida; Babesiidae
Exons: 5
Coding region: 1-975 (324 amino acids)
Source: RefSeq, a predicted model, not a curated record
AUGCAACAGAAAUUUGAUGAAAUAGGUGCAAAUGCGCUUAUGUGUGUUUUGCAGAAGUCACAUGGAGAUCUCUAUCGCGCACUAUUUGACCAAUACUCGCAGCAACGACUACUGCUACUACCAGUGGCACAUACCCUCGUCAAUGUACAUAUAUCACGGGAAUUCAUAGAGUGUCACAUACUUAGGGAAACGGAAAUACCAGGACACUUUCUCAACCUAAAUGGCCAAGUAGUAGAGGUCACUGACCGAAAGGUCACGACCGGUUUUGGGUUUAAAACCCAUAUCGCAGCAAACAUAUUGAGAGAGGAUAAACUCCAUGAUAUGCAAAAGGGAGUCAAAGUCUGCGUUAUAGACGACUACCUCAUGCACGCAGAACCAACCUGCAGAGAUAUAUUCGUACUCGACCUGAAUGACGUAGAAGCGGUGGUGGACAGGUGGUGCCAAGAAAGUGCUGAGUACCACGAUGCUUUAUAUGGGACGCUGGACAGGAUCAAAAAUACAUUUGUCAUGGUACCUGGAUACGAGAAUGAAUUUUGCAGUAUACUGUGUUCACAUGUUGAAAAGGCAGUUGUUGCUUAUCUUGCCGACAAGAAUGACGAGCUCAAGUGCUCUAAAAAUAGCAUGUGCGAAGUGACACUUAACUUCGCAUUUAAGUACCUCAACGAGCGUAUAAUCACGCAUUUGCAGAGGACUUACCAGAAGCAGGAAGAGGUAGUACAGAUGGCACAAACAAGCUGGCCUCAGGACAAACUUAAGCACCUUAUUACUGCAAUACAGUUCAACAAAGCUGACUCGAAGGACGAGUCCGUCUCGUUUUUCAUAUUGACACUGGUUGCCGGUGGCCUCACUGACGCCAUCGCCAACUACGCACUAUUGGACAUGUACGCCGCAGCAAAGUUCUGCAGACAUAAAGUACCAAUGCAACAUCUAGAAACAUUCAGAGGAGGGUUACAGUUCCUGCUCGAUCAAGUUUGA